Messenger RNA from Diospyros lotus (date-plum), 3521 nucleotides. Its product is annotated as pentatricopeptide repeat-containing protein At4g01570. The record is from RefSeq and is a predicted model, not a curated record. NCBI's taxonomy places the organism in Eukaryota, Viridiplantae, Streptophyta, Magnoliopsida, Ericales, Ebenaceae. The transcript has 5 exons. Gene Ontology annotation, molecular function: protein binding. The coding region runs from base 286 to 2790 and encodes 834 amino acids.
UGAGCUCCCGCCGCUGCCGUCGACCCCUCCGCCUCCGCCUCCGUCUCUGGUCGUCGUCGCCGCCUCGAGAUCUGCCGCCGGUCGUCGCCGCCGCCUCUAGAUCGGCCUCCUGUCGCCGCCGCCGCCUCCAGAUCCGCCUCCGGUCGUCGUCGCCGCUCCACAAGGUAGAGUAUAAAAUUCAAUCUGGUUGUUGUUGUUAGCAUGAAGUGGAAAUUGGAUUUUGCCUAGUCCAAUCAGAACCAGGAGAAGGGUGCUUGAUGGAAGAAGCAGAACAAGAAGAAGAAAAUGCUCUUUUAUGGGCGAGGAAGAAAAGCAACCUCCUGUACUUCUGCUUUUCUUGCCAUCACUAGAAAAAAAAUUACCAUUUCUGCCUCCACUACCACUGGUACUACUGCAGUUGAACUUGGGAACCUGUUACUGAUUGCUGCUGUUGUCAGAGCUCUUUACAAAAAUGGAGGAAGUCGAAACCUAGAUGACUCCAUUCCUAUCUCUGAGUCUCUUGUCCUACAAGUCCUUAGAAGGAGUUCUCUUGAUGUGUCAAAGAAAGUAGAUUUCUUUCGCUGGUGUUCUCUCAGGACCAACUACAAACACUCUGCGAAAGCUUACAACCAAAUCUUUCAUGCAAUUUGCCAUUGCUACCAUGGCCACCAUUAUCACGAGAUCAUUGAUUUGUUGAGAUCCAUGAAGAGAGAUGGUGUUGUCAUUGAUUCUGGGACCUUUAAGGUGCUUCUUGACACAUUCAUCCGAAUGGAAAAAUUUGAUUCUGCACUUGACAUAUUGGACCUUGUGGAGGAAGAACUAGGGAGAACCACUGAUUCCUUGAAUUUUGACUUGUAUAACUCUGUGGUGGUCGCGCUUGUUCGCAAAGGGCAAAUUGGCUUGGCAUUAUCCAUAUUCUAUAAGCUCUUAGAAGCAUCCAAUGGUAGCAAAAGUGGUGGGAAUGACGAUGGAUAUUGUGAAAUUCCAGAUGUCAUUGUCUGCAAUGAGUUGUUUGUAGCUCUUAGAAAAGCAGACAUGAAGGCUGACUUUAGAAGAGUUUUUACCAAAUUGAGAGGGAAAAAACAUUUUGGGCUGGAUUUAUGGGGCUACAAUAUAUGUAUUCAUGCAUUUGGGAGUUGGGGUGAUUUGAGAAUGGCCCUAGGCCUCUUCAAAGAGAUGAAGCAAAGGAAUCAGCAAUGUGAUGGUUCAUUUGGUCCAGACUUGUGCACAUACAAUAGCCUUAUUCAUGUGCUCUGCUUAGCUGGGAAGGUGAAGGAUGCACUCAUUGUCUGGGAGGAACUGCAGGGUUCUGGUCAUGAACCUGAUGCCUUCACCUACCGCAUCAUUUUGCAGGGUUGUGCGAAAUCAUACCAUAUAGAUGAUGCAAUUAAGAUAUUUAAUGAGAUGCAGUACAAUGGGUUUUCUCCAGAUACUAUUGUAUAUAAUUCACUCUUGGAUGGGUUGCUCAAGGCAAGGAGGCUUACAGAAGCAUGUGAUUUGUUCGAGAAAAUGAUACAAAAUGGGGUAAGGGCAUCCUGUUGGACAUACAAUAUACUGAUUGAUGGAUUGUUCAAAAAUGGAAGGGCCUUAGCUGGAUAUAUGUUGUUUUGUGAUUUGAAGAAGAAAGGGCACCUUGUAGAUGGGGUUACUUACAGCAUUGUCAUUUUGUACCUUUGUAGAGAGGGUCAGCUGGAGGAAGCUUUGCAGUUAGUGGAAGAAAUGGAAGCCAGGGGCUUCGUUGUUGAUCUAGUCACUAUUACAGCACUCUUAAUUGGACUUUAUAGGCAGGAUCAGUGGGAUUUGACAGAGAGGCUAAUGAAACACAUUAGGGAUGGCAAUCUGAUUUUGACUGUUCUCAAAUGGAAAGCCAAUAUGGAGGCUUACAUGAAAAGCCCACAGAGUAGAAACAAGGAUUUCACAACUAUGUUCCCAUCUAAAGGUGACUUCAGUGACAUCAUAAAUCAUAUAUGUCCAAAGGACAUAGGGAUCGAUUCUGGCCCUGGUUCAGGGGUUUCUAGGCAACAAGAUGAAGAAUUUGCUUCAUGGGACACUGAUCCGUGGUCUCCAUCCCCACAUAUGGAUUUCUUAGCCAAUCAAGAGAAUUCCAGUGGCCACUUUCCAAUAUUCUCUCUGUCUAGGGGACGACGAGUUCAGGUGAAAAGUGUUGGCUCUUUUGAUAUCAAUAUGGUGAACACCUACUUGUCAAUCUUUUUGGCCAAGGGAAAGCUAAGCUUAGCCUGCAAACUGUUUGAGAUUUUCACUGAUAUGGGUGUUUACCCUAUGAGUUAUACUUACAAUUCCAUGAUGAGUUCAUUUGUGAAGAAGGGCUACUUUGAUGAGGCUUGGGGUAUGCUUCUUGAAAUGGGUGAGAAUGUAUGCCCAGCAGACAUAGCGACAUACAAUGUCAUUAUCCAAGGCCUAGGGAAGAUGGGAAAAGCAGAUCUAGCUAGUGCUGUUCUGGUUACACUAAUGAAAAACGGUGGUUAUCUUGACAUUAUAAUGUAUAAUACCUUGAUUAAUGCUUUAGGAAAGGCUGGUCAGAUUGAUGAAGCAUACAAGCUUUUUGAUCAGAUGAAGACUAGUGGAAUAAAUCCUGAUGUUGUAACUUAUAAUACACUUAUUGAAGUUCAUAGUAGGGCAGGUCGCUUAAAAGAUGCUUACAAGUUCUUAAAGAUGAUGUUGGAUGCUGGCUGCCCUCCAAACCAUGUCACUGACACAACUCUGGACCUCUUAGAGAAGGAAAUUCAGAAAUUGAGAUCCCAAAAGGCAUCAACAAGGAAAAGCAAUAAGGAUGAUAUUUUUGAAGAAUAACUCUGGGAAAGGUUGUAGGAAUUGCACCUGGAGGGGAGAAAAAUGAGUUUGUUUAUUGGAUGUAUGUCUACAAGUGUAGGUAUCAUGUGGACAAUUAUUUAUUCCAGAAACUGAGAUCAGCUACAGGUUCAAGCAUUUCAGAAGCAUAGCAGCAGAUAUAUCUUGAUUAUUGCUCCAAAUCUUUCCAGUGAUGCAUUUGUUCAUGCACGUGCAAGAAAAGGGUUUUUCUUGCUAUUGGAGUCCAUUGAAGAUUUGGAUUUUCGAACUGUUCUUCAAACAGCAUGAACAUCUGAUAUCUGAUUUAAAUAAUUUAUCACUUAUUGAGGAAAAGGAGUUAGCAAUUGAUAUGACUGGCAAGGAUACCCAACUGGGCAUCCAGGGGUGCGAGGUGAGGGUCAUCACUGGGCGGGACAAAUCUUACCCAGAUUCAGAAAUUCAUCACUGAUCGGUCUGUCAAUCUUUUUGGUUUGAAAAAAACCAUGUCUGUGAUGUGGGGGAAUCCACAUAAGCUUCUGCUGUGCUUUUGGGGAAACCUUUUUUCCAGUUUGUCUUUGAUAAUGAGUGAGUUGUAGCAUGUGCACUAUUUGGUAGCUCCUAGCUUUUUGAAAAUGCACUUUUCAUACUGUAUAAGUGGAAAAAGGGGAUUGGUCUGCAAGAUCCUAGCUUCAGUUAUUCCCAUUUUGCAUUCAAAUUGGAAAUUUGCCAUUGGAAUUUGUCACUUAUGUGGUUGG